Messenger RNA from Aspergillus aculeatus ATCC 16872, 2337 nucleotides. Its product is annotated as serine/threonine-protein kinase. The coding region runs from base 1 to 2337 and encodes 778 amino acids. The record is from RefSeq and is a predicted model, not a curated record. Gene Ontology annotation, molecular function: ATP binding; protein serine/threonine kinase activity. The transcript has 3 exons. Gene Ontology annotation, biological process: protein phosphorylation; intracellular signal transduction. Gene Ontology annotation, cellular component: nucleus; cytoplasm. NCBI's taxonomy places the organism in Eukaryota, Fungi, Ascomycota, Eurotiomycetes, Eurotiales, Aspergillaceae.
AUGACUGUCUGCUACGAUCAUUCCUCCGUGAGGAGCAUUGCUCCCGCCUCCGUCGCCUCUCUUGAAGACAGAUUCGAAGUCAUCAAAGAGGUUGGUGAUGGCAGCUUUGGUAGCGUGGCUGUCGCACGUGUACGGACAGCUGGCUCCAAUGUUGCACGACGAGGAACCAUGGUGGCGAUCAAGACGAUGAAGAAGACAUUCGAAUCGUUGGGUCCCUGUCUGGAGUUGCGUGAGGUCAUCUUUCUGCGGACCCUUCCACCCCAUCCCCACCUCGUCCCGGCCCUCGACAUCUUCCUCGACCCGCUUUCGCGCAAACUGCAUAUCUGCAUGGAGUACAUGGACGGCAACCUCUACCAACUAAUGAAGGCUCGCGACCACAAGCCCCUGGAUCAGAAGCACGUCAAAAGCAUUCUAUUCCAAAUCCUCUCAGGUCUCGACCACAUUCACGCUCACCACUUCUUCCACCGCGACAUCAAACCCGAAAACAUCCUAGUAUCUACAUCUGCUCCGAACGACUCCGCCUUCAGCCGUUACUCUAACCUCGUCACUCCUCCUUCCACUCCUCCCACCUACACUGUGAAGAUCGCCGACUUUGGUCUGGCACGCGAGACACACUCAAAAUCCCCCUACACGACCUAUGUCUCGACGAGAUGGUACCGCGCCCCCGAGGUCCUGUUACGUGCUGGCGAGUACUCCGCGCCGGUGGAUAUGUGGGCCGUUGGUGCUAUGGCAGUUGAAAUUGCAACCCUGAAACCACUAUUCCCCGGAGGCAAUGAGGUUGACCAGGUGUGGCGCGUAUGUGAAAUCAUGGGCAGCCCCGGUAACUGGUACAGUAAGUCUGGGGGCAAGCUCGGAGGUGGUGAGUGGAGAGACGGUUCUCGCUUGGCUCAGAAGCUGGGUUUCACUUUCCCAAAGAUGGCCCCUCAUUCGAUGGAAAGCAUUCUCCAAGCCCCUCAGUGGCCCGUUGCCCUUAGUCAGUUUGUUACCUGGUGCCUGAUGUGGGAUCCCAAGAACCGGCCGACUUCUACCCAGGCAUUGAACCAUGAGUACUUUGCCGAUGCCAUUGAUCCCUUGAGACCGAAAUCUUCGACUGCUCGCCUCUUGGGUCGCAAGCACUCCGAGAAGGUCCUCAAGAGUGCUACUCGGGAGCAGAGCGACUCGCCCACACUCACCUACAAGGCGUCUUGGUUCAGGAGAUCGUUGAUUGGAAGGUCUGAGAGUCCGGUCCAGCCUACGGACAACGAUCAUGUCGCCAAACCAAGCGUUACCUCCUAUCCUUCGGAGCUGCAGCCGAGCAAGACCAGACCCGCGCCAACCAAGCGGGCUACCUGGGCCAAUGGCGCUCCCAUGCCUAUUCUGCCUUCGAUUCGGCCUGUGUCCCCCUUGUCCAACGCCGUCACAGCGCAAGCGAAUGCAUCCCUGGCUCACUCUGGCGACAGCGCGGGGAAAGCCAGCAAGAAGAUCGGCCGGCAGUUGUCAGUCAAUUCGAACGGCAAUCACUAUGCCGAUGUCCACAGGCAGGAAGCGGAGAGGGCCCUCAAUGGUGGAAGCGCAGUCAUCACGCCGAAAGAGAGCUUCUUCUCUCACUUGCGCAAGCGUGCUCGCCGGUUAUCUGGACGCAACCAGGGCAAUGUCUCCGGCGAUGAUGUGGAAUCCAACGCUGGAUGCAUGCCUUGGUCAAACCGUUCCUCGCUGGCUCUGGACUCUGUCAACGUCAGUGAAUCCAAGUCCACCUCCGACUUUGCGGAACUAGACAAGGCCCUACAGAGUGUGAGGCAUUCUCUUGAUUCCAACAAUCGGGGCAAUGUUCCUGUGCAGAUCACCUCCCAUGUGGACGGCACCAAACGCCAGUCCAUGCCCCAAGGUUCCAUCCGGACAAUGGGCGACAGCCCUGUCUCAACAAGUGGUAAUGGAGCGCCCAUCUCCAGCCGGACUAGGCGUGCAAUGCAGAUGUCUAACAACCCUAUCCACCGCUACGAAACUCCGGAGGAAGAGGAUGAGCUUCUUGACGAAGUGCUUCAUUCGGCCAGCAAAGCUGCUCGGCGACUAGCACAGGCUGAUAUCACCUCCGACGGCUCAUCCCACUACAGCCACGCCGCUGGAGGUAACGACAGCGGGCGUCCAUUGCCAAGCCCUUAUCCAACUCCAUCGCCUUCCGCCAACUGCGAAGGUGGCUUCUUCGGCCCAGAGACGACUCCAUGUCGGCGAGUCCCAGCUGAGAAGACAGAAGCAAACUCCAACCGCCAAUGGCCCACACCGCCUUAUGACGAAGCCGAAUGGACCAAGUCGGCUUCGGCUACCACCAAGUUCAUGACCGGAUCAGCAACUUAUCGGUAG